AUGACAAAUACAGUCCAGUUCUUCUUUAUUUAUUUCUUCAUUUCUUCAUUCUUUCUUUCUUUUUUCAUUCAUUUUUCUUCUUUUUUAAUUACUGAUACAAUUCCUUUACCAUUCAUUUUUAGUACAAUUCUUAUAUUUGUUCGUUUCUUUUUUCGCCAUUUAUUACUACAAAUAUUUUAUUUAUUUAUUUCUUACUAUCUUUCUUUCUUUUUUCUUUCUUUCUUUCUUUCUUUGUUAAUACGAAUCUUUUCUUUCUUUCCUUCUUUUUUCCUUCUUUCUUUCUUUCUUUCUUUCUUUCUCCUUCCUUUCUUUCUGGUCACUCCCAGUGACCCUCUGAUUCCAUGCAGGGUGAACCCCCUUCUUCCAGCCCUCCUGACUUGGUGUCAUAUCCCGCCCUGGCUCUCUCUGGCCAGCUCUGGAAACUUACUUGACCGUUAUUAUCUCAUUUUGUAUCUAUGUAUCUGUCUACCUCAAACUAUAAUCUAUCUAUCUAUCUAUCUAUCUAUCUAUCUAUCUAUCUAUCUAUCUAUCUAUCGCAACCUACUCAUUUCUAUCUAUCUAUCUAUCUAUCUAUCUAUCUAUCUAUCUAUCUAUCUAUCUAUCUAUCUAUCGCAACCUACUCAUUUCUAUCUAUCUAUCUAUCUAUCUAUCUAUCUAUCUAUCUAUCUAUCUAUCUAUCGCAACCUAUUCGUUUCUUUUUUCUAUCUAUCUAUCUAUCUAUCUAUCUAUCUAUCUAUCUAUCGCAACCUACUCAUAUCUAUCUAUCUAUCUAUCAAUCUAUCUCAAUCUAUCUAUCUAUUCUAUUUCUAUCGCAACCUUCAUUUUAUCUAUCUAUCUAUCUAUCUAUCUAUCUAUCUAUCUAUCUAUCUAUCUAUAUCUAUUUCUAUCUAUAUUCGUUUCUUUUUUUCUAUCUAUCUAUCUAUCCUCAAAUCUAUCUAA
Acanthosepion pharaonis is the source of this 939-nucleotide messenger RNA. Lineage: Eukaryota; Metazoa; Mollusca; Cephalopoda; Sepiida; Sepiidae. The record is from the annotation of a GenBank genome assembly.